Molecule: messenger RNA, 829 nt
Organism: Rubroshorea leprosula
Lineage: Eukaryota; Viridiplantae; Streptophyta; Magnoliopsida; Malvales; Dipterocarpaceae
Source: the annotation of a GenBank genome assembly
GUUAGUUUGAGGCUUCAUAUGUGUGAAGUCCGAUAAGCCCUUUUUCUCGGUCUGAUUCUCCAUCCCCUAGCGAUCUUCCCCUCGGGAUCUCCUUCAGUUAUUUCCUGUGCAGAAGGUAAGAUGUCACAAACAAAAGAUGAUGUAAAGGAGCAGGUGCUUUUGGAUAAUGCUGAGAGUGACCUUGGCGAUGAAGUUGAUGAUCAUAAAAAUCAAAAUCAUGGGGAGUCUUCUCUGGAAAAGUUGAAAGAUUCACCGGAAGAUAACGAAAACGCCAUGCCCUCAGAACAGCAGGAGGAAGAAGUAAUCAAGAAAAAGUAUGGAGGAUUGUUACCAAAGAAACCCCCAUUGAUAUCCAAGGACCAUGAACGUGCUUUUUUUGAUUCAGCUGAUUGGGCAUUGGGAAAGCAAGGAGCACAAAAGCCCAAAGGGCCACUUGAAGCAUUACGCCCAAAAUUACAGCCCACCCCACACCAGCAGGUGCGUUCCAGGCGCUUUGCUUAUGCUCACGCAGAUGAUGGGGAAGUAGAUGAUGGUAUUCACGAUUCCACAUCCUCCGGGGAUCAAAGCAGCAACAUUGAUGGUCACACCAGCAACAGUUGCAAUACAGUGGCUGCUGGUCAGAGCUGCGAUGAAGCUAAGACAUUGGAGUCUUAAGCAACCACGAAGAAGUUCAAAAUGCUGCAAUUUUUCUUUUUCUUUUUUUUUUUUUCAAUUUUUCUUUUUCUUUUUUUUUUUUUUCAUUUUGUUUACCUAUUUUGGUGGUUAUCUGUUUUCGGUAUACAAGAUAUAUAUUUCGUGCUCCAUGAAACAAGAAAUUAGUGAUGAUGCA